CUGGAGACAUCGAUAGCAGCGAGCCAACAUCGAUUCAAGUUCCAGCUCUAUACUGUGGCCACACACGCGUUUUUUCCCAAAUCGUGCUUUUUUUUGUGAAAUUUCGUUUGUUGCAAUCGGCAUUUCAUUAAUUUCGCGCAGCCAACGGAAAACCCAGCGCGGGCACGAAACCGAGUCAAAGUUGCCAGCAAGUGCGUGCAAUUGGCCGCAGGAAAAUGCCAAAAUUCGGACCGAUUCGCAGCGCGCGUGUGUGUGUGUGAGAAGAGUGAAGAAGAGGAGCGAAGAAUUGCGAAAGCAGUGUGUGCAAGGCGGAAGAAGCACAAAGACAAAAGGGAGGCGAUAAAAAAUUCGGCAGGCGGUGCGGUGCGGUGCUGUCCGGCGAUCGAAACGGAACGAAACGAAGCGAAAAGAAUCGCAGGAGCAAAACAAGGCGGCAUGCCGGAAAGCGUGCCCAGCAUUCACAUAGACGAGGUGGUGGCCAAAGUUAAACCCAAGGCGAAUGCUGUCAGUUUGUGGCGCCAAACGGAAUAGUUUUUAAAAAUAUCGCCGCGUGUGUGAAAUCUCGGCGAAACUCGGGAGAAAAGAAUAAAAAACCACGACGGCGUGCGUAAGCGCACUCACACGCUCGCACACGCACAGACAGAGAGAGAGCGAGAGCGAGAGGGAGAGAGCGACAGCUAAGAGCCAGAGCGAGUGAGCGCUACACACGCACACAAACUCGCUGGCAGGAAUUGCAACAGUGUGUGCUUCUUUUUUUUUUUUUUUGUUGUGUGCGCGGCGGCGCUUCUUUUUGGCUGCUUUUUGUGUCUCUCUUUUGGGCCGUUGCUUCGCCGGCUAAGAAGGAAAAGCGAAAUUUGAAAUUGGCAUAAUGGAGGAUGGUCAGGAGCAAAGGGAAUCCUCGCAAGCGGAGCUGUCCAAGCUGCAUCCGAUGACGCCGCUGAAGGAGAUGCCCGAAGAAGAGGAGGAGGAGGAGGAGGGUGAGGAGGAGGAGGAGGAGGGUGAGGAGGAGGAGGACGAAUCCUCGGCGGGAGCCAAGCAGUCCAAUAGCAGCAGCAGCAACAACAACUCCAUCAUGGGCAAGAUGAAGAUGCGCGUCUCCAGCAUUCUGCCCGCCUCCCUGAGCGGCUGGUUCUCGCCCUCAUCGAAGGGUGGCCCCGAAUCCUCCCCAGCCAAUCUCCACCAGCCUCGCCAGGCCAACGGACGCUCCACCACGAAGCGGAAACGCGGACGCCGUCGCAUCAUGCUGGCCGAAGCGGAUGCCGAUGCAGCCGACGACCUGGACGACGGUUCCGAUGCCAAGGGGCUCAACUACGAGGAGGUGGCCCUGGCCGACAACAUAGCCGAGCACGACCUGGCCGCCGAGGAUGAGCAGACGCGGCGCAGCGAGUACAAUGUGUUCCUGCUGCGCAAGCGACGCGAGGCGGUGGAUGCCGCCGCUGCUGCCGCUGGCGAGGAUGAGGCCGAUGCCGAGGAGGAUGAACUGGAGGAGGAGGAUGACGAGGAGGAAGACGACGACGAGGAGCAGGAGAAUCUCUUGCAGGCAGCCGCAGCGCAGCCCAAAAGGCGGCGUCUGGAGCUGGAGACCACCGUCAACUUGCGUCGUCUGCCUUUAUUGUCAUCCACGCCUGCUGCCGGCCCUCUUGCAGGUGCCACCAGCUCCUCCUCGCAGUUGGCGGGCGCCAGGAGCAGAAGCCAGUUGGCUCCUCACCGGCGCAACCACCUCAACUUGUACGGCGGCCAAAGGCAGCGCGAACCAGCCUACAACUUUUUCACGGGCAACGAAGCCGCCGAGGGCAUCACCGGGGAUCUGCCGCACAGCAUCCGUCGCUCGUUGAACAUACCUUUCGGAGGCAGCACCGCCAUCUCCAGCCUUCCCAACCACAAGCGACCCUCGCUUCUGGGCCAGCGAACACAUCGUAGGGAUCUGGUGGCCAUGGAUGAAACGGGUCUGGGCUCCUCAAUAUCCAAUUCCGACGGCGAGCGGCUCGAUCAUUUGCUGAGGAUCAGCAAGACCAACAACAACAUAAGCAACAAUAACAAUAAUAAUAACAACAAUGUCAUCAAGUCAAAGUCAAGAGGAGGAGGAGCUGGUGGAGAUUCGCAGUCCGAGAGCGAUGUAAACGAUUACCACGACAAUGGUGAGGGACUGCGACCGUCGUCGCAUCACAACAGCAACAGCAAUCUGGAGUUCUACGGCAAUCUGCAGAGCACCAAGUCGAUAUUCAACAGGAGCAACGCCGCCACCGCGCAGCCAUCAUCGCAUCGCAAUUCCACGUGGUCCCUGAACUCGCUGAACCAGCGGCGUCGCUUCAAUGCCUCCAUUUACGGCAGCACGUCGGCCCUGAGCGACAGUCGCCUGCUGAGUCGCAGUGCCUCAACCUCUGGCUCGGCAUCGGCUUCGGCCUCCAGUUCGCCGUUCUACCAGGGACGCACCACCUUUGGCGGCAAUUCGGCCAACAAUCGGGUGUUUAGUCGCAGCAAUCUAAGCUCCUCGGCCGCCUCCUCCACGCUGGCCAUUAAUUCGGCUGGCAGUUCACCGGCGCUUUCGUUGACCGCCGGUGGCAUUGGUUACGGGAUGAAGGCAGUGGAUAUGCGACCAACUGCCGCCGCAGGUGGUAAUCUCUCUGAAACAUCUGUAAGCCAGAGUGGCGGCAAAAAGUCCGGCUCCGGCCUGUCGAACACCACGCUGCGCAUCCUCAACCUGCUGGACAGCUACUCCACGCCAUUGAUCGAUGCCAAGCGCAUGGGCAGCACCCUCAAGGAGCACCAAAGCAGUCGCCAGCAGCGUCAGGCAGCUCCGGUCGCAUCGCCGUAUCCACGUCCCUCGGCGGCGGCGGCGGCGGCGUUACGCGCUACGCCCAAUCUGUCCACCGAAUUGGCCGAGCUGCGCUCUAAUAAACUGCUGGUGCCCACCAUGCAGCAGCUUUUGGAACGCCGGCGCCUGCAUCGCGUUACCCAGAACUCCCGCGAUGUGGUGCACAAUUCGCGCGUGGAGAACCAGCCAAAUCCAAACGCAAACCCGAAUCCAAAUCCAGAGAAGGCCAAACAAUAUGUUGCUCCUCCUCCGGUGGAUCAGCCGGCCAGCCAUAGUCAGCAGCACACAAACAAGAUGCGCUCGCGACUCUCGCAUCAGACGCGCAACAAGGAGCCGCGCACGGAGCUGGAGGAGGCACCCCUGCCGCCGGAUCUGCCGCAGAUCAGCUUCCCGGACAUGGCCAGUGCGCCAAAGUUCGACUUGGUCAUCAAACCGACGACGGUGCCAGUCUCCAAGCCAUCUGCCGUGCUCCCAAUCGUUAGUAAUAAGCAGCUGCCCAACUUCCUGGCCAAUCCACAGCCUGCGGCUCCCAUUGUUAACUCUUCCGCCAAUGGAAACGUCAUCCCAGCAGCCGCUAGUAAACCAAUGGGACGCACAUUCAGCUUCUCGGAGCCCACACCUUUGUCGAGUUCGCAGGUGAACUGUGUGGACAAGCUGGAUAUCAAGCGUAAAUACUACUUCCCUUCACCGGCUUCACUAAAUGAGGUGCAACCACAGCCGCCCACUAUGAAUGGAGCAAUGGGAUUCGGUGAGCAGUUUAAAAAGUCCGCCAAGGAAUGGGAGUGCGACAUGUGCAUGGUGCGCAACAAGGCGGAGGUUAGCAAGUGUGUGGCCUGUGAGACGGCCAAACCGGUAGCGAAAUCUGGAGCUCCCCCUCCUCCUCCAGCACAGGCAGCACCAUUUGUGCCACUUUCUGCCGGCUUUGGGGAUCGUUUCAAGAAAUCCUCUUCCGCCUGGGAGUGCGACGCCUGCAUGCUGUCCAACAAGGCGGAGGCCAGCAAGUGCAUUGCCUGCGAGACGCCCCGAAAGACUGCGACUGCGACUGCGGCUCCGAAGGUGAACAACUUUCCGCUGAUGAUAAACAAUUCGGGUGGAGUUUCCGGUUUUGGUAUGGCCUUCAAGCCAAAGGCGGAUACGUGGGAGUGCCAGGUGUGCCUGGUGAUGAACAAGUCCAGUGCCGCCGAGUGCGUGGCCUGCCAGUCGCCCAAGCCAAAUUCGCAAGCCAAAGGCGCCCGUAGCCCAACUACAUCGUCCUCCUCCUCGUCAUCCUCCUCGGGAUCAUCUUCUGGCUCAUCCUCGGGCUCAUCCUCGGGUUCAUCCUCUUCGUCGAGCAGCUCAGCCUCGGGUGCAUCCUCCCCAGGAAGAUCAGCAUCAGCAGCUGCAACGGAGACGCCCAAGCAGGAUGCUGGAUUCAAGCAGCUGGUGGCAGCCCAAAAGGCAGCCAGUUGGGACUGCGAUGCUUGCAUGGCCCAGAACGAUAUGUCGCGCGUCAAGUGCAUCUGCUGUGAGCAACUGAAGCCGGGAGCAGCCAGCCCCGCCUCCACGUCCUCCGUGAUCUCGAUUUCCUCCUCCGACAGUAGCGCCAGUUCGGUGCCCAAAUUUAGCUUUGGCUUUGCGACGGUCAAGGAGGUGGUCAAGCAGCCAGCUGCGGAACAGACUCCGGCUGCUCCAGCAGCUGCUCCUUCCCAGUUUAGCUUCGGCUUUGGGGGCAGCAGUGUGGGCAAGGAUGUGGCCGACAGUAAGAAGGCGACGACGGAAGCCACAAAGACUUUUGCGUUCGGCGUUGGCAAAGUGGAUCAGCCCAAGACGGUGAGCUUCAAGGCGGAUACAAAGGAUACAGAGACUAAAACUCCAGCUGCAGCUGCACCAGCCCUUCAGUUUGUAUUCAAAGCACCAACUACGGCAACCACUGCAACCACGGCCACCUCAAUCACUACCACAACCACCAGCAGCAGUAGCAGUAGCACCACUGCUCCUGCUUUGGCAGCCUUUAGCUUUGGCGCUCCAUCUUCAUCCUCGACUGUGUCCAGUUCCACGGCCAGCACGGCUGUCAAGCCCAUGUUUAGCUUCUCGGGAGCCGGCAGUGCAGUCAGCAGCAGCAGCAGCAGCAGCAGCAGCUUUGGUGUCUCCUCGAAUGCCAUUACAACAACGACGACAGCCUCCUCGACGACAGCCUUUGCCUUAGCACCGGCAGUAACUCCAUCUCAAGCUGCACCUGCUCCAGCUGCCAACUUUAGCUUUGGAACAAGUGCAAGUGCAAGUCAGCCGAAGACGUCGUCCGCUGGAACCUUCUUCUUUGGCCAGACACCAGCGGCAGCCGCGACGCCAGCAACGCCAGCCAGCGUGAGCUCAAUCUUUGGAUCAACAGUGGCGAGCACUAGCAGUUCCAGCUUAAGUGUAACCACCACCAGCACGGCCGCCUCAACCCCGCAGCUCUUUGGCAACUGGGGUGAGAAGAAGACAACCACGACGGAGACGACGACCAGCGGCAGCAGCAGCAGCGCAACGAAGGCAUUCACCUUUGGAUCCGGAACGACGACGAGCACGCCCAGCUUCGGCUGGUCAAGCAAUGGAGCCGCGGCGGCGGCUAAGAUCACCAGUGCGGCGGUGUCAUCCUCGUCGGCCUCCACAAUGGCCACGCCGGUCUUUGGCAGCAGUCCCAUGUUUGGAGCUACUAGCAGCAGCAGUACCAUCAGCACCACCAGUAGCUCACCUUUUGGAUCGACAGCGACGGCGACAACGGCGGCGGCGGCCACACCGGCAGCUAGUUUGGGUGGCAACGGAGCCCUCGCCGGGGUCUUUGGCCAUGUGGGCAACUCACUGGUUGCCUCAUCUGGAGCACCUGGAGCCGCCACGCCGGCUACCUCUGCCUCGGCCGCCUCGACCGCUGCUCCGCUGGCCAAUAUCUUUGGCCAUCCGACGCCCAUUGCGGCGGCAGCGCCUGUUUUUGGCAGCGGCAGCAGCAAUACGAGCGGAGGAUUCGGAGCAGCUGCAGCUGCAGCUGCCACAUCGGCCGCAACAGCGGGCCCGGGAUCGAAGCUAGCAUUUAACUUUGGCGGAGGAGCCGCAGCCGCGCCAGCUCCCUCGAGUGCACCAUUCAAGUUUGGAAGCACCACCAAUGAGCCGGCGGUCAAGCCUGCGUUCAACUUUACGGGCUCCGCGGCGAGCUCGACUCCUCAGGCGGCCACCUUCAACUUCUCGGCCAAUCCGGCGGCCACCAGUCUGUCCGGCGGCGAUUCGCAGUCGCAGCCGCGCAUCUUCCAAUUUGGAAAUCCAUUAGCGGUGGUUGAUAGCCAGGCUAGUGGAGCGGGAGGUGCCAACAACAACUCCACCUCCGGCGGUAUGCCCAUAUUCAAUUUUACCGCCGCCGCGGCGCCGCAGAUGCAGUCAACGCCGAAUGCCAAUGCACCGUUCCAAUUUAGCGCCGGUUCCCCAGCGCCAGCCAAUAUAUUUGCCUUCAAUCCGCCAGCCGCUGGCAAUUCGGCGCAGAAUUCUCAGAUGGCUCGUCGCAAGAUCCGGACUCCCGUGCGCCGCCUGCCGCCCCGGUAGAAAUGGCAUCGCAGUCGGCCGUCGAGAUAGCAAAUGCAUCUGCUGAGGCCGCCAUCGGAUUAGGCUUAGGAUGGGGGGUGCUGCCAGGAGGAGGAGGCGGAGGCGGAGGAGCAGCAGC
Molecule: messenger RNA, 6482 nt
Organism: Drosophila takahashii
Lineage: Eukaryota; Metazoa; Arthropoda; Insecta; Diptera; Drosophilidae
Gene: Nup153
Product: Nucleoporin 153kD
Biological process (GO): protein import into nucleus; RNA export from nucleus
Cellular component (GO): nuclear pore
Molecular function (GO): structural constituent of nuclear pore
Source: RefSeq, a predicted model, not a curated record